AGCGAGCGACUGGCCCGACCCGACCCAGCGAGCUUCCCGACUCACUGCGGACUAGAACCCAGAUGGGCAAGGGCCGCAGCCCCCCACUGUAACCCCCACUGCAACCCCGGCCCUUCCACCGCCAUCACAGCCCCAUUCCACCAGAAGCAAGAUAAUGUACAAUGAAUGAGUGGGCGCCCAUCGCGAAGGAGUAUGAUCCCCUCAAAGCAGGGAGCAUCGAUGGAACAGACGAGGAACCCCACGACCGUGCUGUCUGGCGGGGGAUGCUGGCACGGUACGUGCCCAACAAGGGUGUGUCGGGAGACUCACACCUCACCCUGUUUGUGGCCAGGCUCAACCUGCAAACCACAGAGGACAAGCUGAAGGAAGUCUUCUCCCGGUACGGAGAGAUCCAGAAGAUCCGCCUGGUUCGAGACCUCGUCACCGGGUUUUCCAAGGGCUAUGCCUUCAUUGAGUACAAAGAGGAGCGGGCGCUCCUGAAAGCUCAUCGAGAUGCCAACAAAUUGAUUAUUGACCAGCGUGAGGUCUUUGUUGACUUUGAGCUGGAGAGGACCCUCAAAGGAUGGAUUCCCCGGAGGCUCGGGGGCGGCUUUGGGGGCAAAAAGGAGUCAGGGCAGCUGCGCUUUGGAGGCAGGGACCGGCCGUUCCGAAAGCCCAUCAAUUUGCCUGCCAUGAGAAGCGAUUUUUACAGAGAAGGAACCACAGGAAAAAGAGAUCGGCCUUGGUUUCGGGAGGGUGCAAGGGACUGGAAGGCAAGGGACCGGGAUCACGAGAGGAACAGGGAGCAGAGACAUUCCGAAAGGGAGCGCUCACGAGGCUCAGGCGAAAGAGACCGCGAGCGGCACAGCAGAGACGAAAGGAACAGAGGGAAGGAGGAAAGAGACAGAGAAAGAAAAGAGCGGAGUCGGGACCACAGCUUGAAGAAACAGAGGGAUGAAGAUAGGAACUGAUCUGAUGCUGCUUGACUAGAGCCCCAGUGGAUUAUGGGAAGGCAUAUUGGUCCAGCCUCUGGAACAGAUGAACCAACGUCUGGAUGACUUAUUCCGAUGGUUUGGGGGAAAGGAAAGGUCAUUUUUGUUAGGGCAGCCUUCUCCAAGCUGGUGCCUCCAGAUACAUUGGAUAGCAAAUGUCCUACAAUACCUCUGGAGGGCACCAGCUUGGGGAAGUCCUGAGGGGACUCUGCACUGGGCAAGGGAAAAGGAGGGACUGUAGAAUCGGCAGGAAGGACAGAAGAGAAACAGAGGCAUUCCGGAAGAAGAAAAGGGACCCAGACCGUUCUGUUCAAGGCAACCAUGGAAAAGGGCAGCAAUGCUUAGGAAGUGAAGGACUGAAUUUCAGGCACUGCUGCGAGUGAAUUAGCUACAUGUUUGUUCAAAUUCUGUUUGUUCUUCCUGAAAAAAAUUGGAGGAUUCUUGUUAAUUCAGAAAUAGUUUAUUUAGAAGAUUAAAAAGGUCUACAGUUGACAAAGCCCUAUCUGUCGCUCUCGAAACAAACUCUUUAUUGCAUUGCUACCUUAAUCACACCCUGAAUCUUUAAUAAAGAUACUAAUUCACUCCUUUUA
Varanus komodoensis (Komodo dragon) is the source of this 1561-nucleotide messenger RNA. RefSeq names its product small nuclear ribonucleoprotein U11/U12 subunit 35 (gene SNRNP35). Gene Ontology annotation, biological process: mRNA splicing, via spliceosome. NCBI's taxonomy places the organism in Eukaryota, Metazoa, Chordata, Lepidosauria, Squamata, Varanidae. Gene Ontology annotation, cellular component: U12-type spliceosomal complex; precatalytic spliceosome. The transcript is spliced from 2 exons. The coding region runs from base 162 to 950 and encodes 262 amino acids. Gene Ontology annotation, molecular function: mRNA binding; snRNA binding. The record is from RefSeq and is a predicted model, not a curated record.